This is a messenger RNA of Magnusiomyces paraingens, 531 nucleotides long. RefSeq lists its product as uncharacterized. NCBI's taxonomy places the organism in Eukaryota, Fungi, Ascomycota, Dipodascomycetes, Dipodascales, Dipodascaceae. The record is from RefSeq and is a predicted model, not a curated record. The transcript has a single exon. Bases 1 to 531 code for a protein of 176 amino acids. Gene Ontology annotation, molecular function: protein binding.
AUGACUAUCCGUACUCCAAUUGUCUACUCUGACAUUGUUGAAAUUGUCGAACCUGAAAACAAUGGCGAAGGUGGUAUCAAGGUCGCCACUCUGCGCUCUAAAAUCGCCCUCGAACCCGGCCAACUUAUUCUUAAAACCCCACUCACUUACCCAGCACCUCUUUACCCCACCCGUGACUUCACAACUGUCCAGAUCGAAGACAAGGGCCACAUGAAAUUUGAGAACGAGUUCGAAUACAUGAACCAUUCCUGUGCACCUACCGCUGCCCUCACCAUUGACGUCGACCCAGAAUCCGGCGCUGCUAAUGUUAAUAUCAAGGUCCUUAAGCCCAUUGCUCCAGGCCAAGACAUUACAUUUUUCUACCCUUCAACUGAGCUUGAGAUGGAUGAGCCCUUUGACUGUUGGUGCGGUGCCCCCACCUGUAUUAAGCAUGUCUCUGGAGCCCGUGCCAUUCCACUUGCUGAUCUCGAGGCCAACCAUGAAGUCUGGGGUAUCACUGACUACACUCUCAAGCAAUGCCGUGGCGAGUAA